AUGGCCCGCGAGAUUGGUGAGCAUUACUAUCGAGAAUCUCACUUCCGUUUCAAAGUGGUAUUCUCCCAGCUCGUCAGAUUUCGCGCGACGGACCAGUUCAAUCACGGCUUCCUACCGGUGCACUUCGUCUCAAAGGUGGAGAUCGUUGUAGAUUGUCGCGAAUACAAGUUCCGGCCCAUUAGUUCCGCCAAGGACGAUGCUUUUGUCGACGAACAUCAAGACCAGCUACGCUCAAAGCGCGAAUGGUGUUGCUGGGACGAUAGGAAACCCCAAGAAGAUCUUUUCGUGGAGCUGGAGUACCUGUUUGGUUUUAGACCAGGCAUUGGCAUUACCAUCAGGCUGAUGCGAUCCCAGCACCACAUUCAGACUACCCGUCUUGAAGACCAGGAAUGGAUGUGUCACCGUGUAGUACCUGUUAUCUUUCCGGUACUUCAGCGACUCAAAGACACCAACUGUCGCGCUCGUCUAAUUCUCGGUACGGAGACUGAUAGCGGGCCCGACGAAGACGGGUACAUGCCCUUCGCUUCAAAGUGGAACCCGACAUCUAUCGAGGCCAUCACAGCAGAAUUCUGGGAGUAUGUCGAGACCGAGCACGAACGUGCAGUGCAAGCUGGGCUGGAGGCCGAAUCUGACGGAGAUGACAUACCUUUGGACGGCUUUAUCGAUGGAGGGAACAGUAUUCAAUGGGGCGUGGCGCCCGUCUGGGGAGAACAGACUGCGUGA
Molecule: messenger RNA, 723 nt
Organism: Alternaria postmessia
Lineage: Eukaryota; Fungi; Ascomycota; Dothideomycetes; Pleosporales; Pleosporaceae
Exons: 2
Coding region: 1-723 (240 amino acids)
Source: RefSeq, a predicted model, not a curated record